CUUGGAGGGAGCGGGAGUACCUGAGGAUGCGCAUCACUAGCACCAGCAUUCGCACCGCUGCGUCGCUCCACACCGCCACGUCCAGCCGCCGCCGCCGCCGCCUCGGCCACCCCUCCUCCUCCAUCUCCAUCGCGGUGGGCUAACCCUAAGCUGAAUUGGACAAUUCAUUCAUCUGGCCAUGGAGGAGACGAUGCGGGGGUGGCCGCUUGGAUUGCAACCCGUCAACGUGCGGGUGCAUCUGGCGGAGUCGUGGCUGGAGCACGCCGCCGCCAGCUCUGCCGCCGCCGCAGCCUCGUCCUUGUCACCCAGCUUGAGCUUCUCCUCGUCCUUGUCUUCGGAUCUGGACACCCAGUCCACUGUGUCGCUUCUCCCGGAGACGGGAGUGGCGGGCAUGACGCUGGGGAGCCUGAUUGGAAUCCGGUCGGCGGGGCGGAGGAGGGAGCAGGCACGCCACGGUAGGGGGGGCAUGGUGUGGGCGCUGCUAGGCUGCCGCAGCAACGGCAACAGCAGCGACGAGACGGGGAGUAACGCGACGCUGCUGGCGGACAGUGUUGCUCCACCUUCCUUGGGUGAGAUCCUGGCCUUGGAGAGAUCGUCCCGAAAUGGAGGAGGCGGAGGAGAGGAGCGGCAGGUGUGCGUCAAUGUCAUGUACGAGGAACACGGGCUGGAACAGCAGGAGCAGCAGCAACAACAGGAGGGGGAAGCUGUGAAGGUGGACGCCUGUUUAUACCAGCCGACAAGCAGCGCGCUCUCCACCAUGUGUGGAUGCCUCGUCGUCGUCACUGGGGAGUGACCAUAGCUAGCUACCUCCUAGGGGCACAAAUAAACACUCCAUCAGCGUGUGGCCAGCGCCUCGAUCUCCUUGACCAGCAGCUCCUUUUCUUCCUCAAACUGCUCGUCCUCUGGAGGUGAACAUGCACACGUCCACAUGCACGUAUGGUGGAGCAGCAGCAAAGGUUUGUGAGAAUAUACGUACCCUUGUCAAGGUGGAAGUUGUCCAGAAAGCGCAGCAGUCUGUCUCUGUUCUUUGCCAAGACGUGCACGAUGGGGGCUGGCUUCUUCGGGUUUGCAACAAAUACCUGCACAAGGACAAGAGAGCUCGCCAUUUGCUGAUCGACGAGGCGCACCUUGAAUAUAUGGAACGCAGACGACUGGAUGCUCUUGCUUGGGUCCUGGGCCAGAAUAAGCUUUUACUUACAUUGGCAUACGUAGAAGCAAGCAACGGACCUUGAGAAGCGUCAUGACUAUCAGCAAAUUGCGCUUGUCCGAGAUGUACCGUAGCAUGACUUGCGUGUUAGAUCUGUCCAGGAGAAAAUCCCCGAGCAACUGAAGAAUAAAGAGGGAGAAGAGCAUUAAAAAAAA
Molecule: messenger RNA, 1362 nt
Organism: Selaginella moellendorffii
Lineage: Eukaryota; Viridiplantae; Streptophyta; Lycopodiopsida; Selaginellales; Selaginellaceae
Exons: 2
Coding region: 179-793 (204 amino acids)
Source: RefSeq, a predicted model, not a curated record